Messenger RNA from Columba livia (rock pigeon), 3007 nucleotides. It is a transcript of the gene CNKSR1, whose product is annotated as connector enhancer of kinase suppressor of Ras 1. The transcript is spliced from 20 exons. Lineage: Eukaryota; Metazoa; Chordata; Aves; Columbiformes; Columbidae. Gene Ontology annotation, molecular function: protein binding. The record is from RefSeq and is a predicted model, not a curated record. The coding region runs from base 120 to 2678 and encodes 852 amino acids.
GGGCCGUGCUGGGCGGACGGCGCCGGGAGCCCGCGGUGAGCGGCGCGCGGGUGCGCCAAUGGGCCCGGCCCUGGCGCAGGUGAGCGGCCGCUCCCGCCGCCGGUUCCGCCUCGGCCGCCAUGGAGCCCGUGGGCACCUGGGGCCCUGUGCGGGCGGCCGCCUGGCUCCGAGGGCUGGACGCGGCGGUGCAGGGGUACCCCUUCGAGGCCUGGGGGCUGGGGGGGCCCCAGCUGCUGGCACUGUCGGCGGGGGCGCUGGAGGCGCUGGGCGUGCGGCAGCUGGGCCACCAGGAGCUGCUGCUGGAGGCCGUGGAGCUGCUGCGAGAGCUGGACACAGGGCUGGCGAGCACCAGCCUGCGGACACUGACGGAGCGGCUGCGGGAGCUGGCGCAGGGCACCCAGAGCCUGGUGCUGCGGGGGUCACCGGGGGGGGCUGCCCCCCAGCCACCCCCCGUCACCCUCCUGGCCCACGUCGUCGACCUGCUGGGGGCUGCCAAGGGGCUCUUCUCCUGGCUCAACAGGUACCUGUUCUCCACCCUGAAUGACUUUUCGGCCAGUAGGGACAUCGUCGUUCUCUGUGCCCAGCUGGCAGAGACGCUGCAGGAGGACUGUCCCGUGGUCGAGAGGGACAGCCGGAUCCUGCAGAUUUGCCAGCACAUCGUGGGCAUCUGCGAGAACAUCGUGGGCUGCAGCCCCCCCGCACUGCUGGACCGCAGGGCUGUGCUGCAGCGCGUGGGGCUGCUGCUGCCCCCCGGCCGCCAGAACAGCCCCCCCAUGUCCCCUGACACCCCAACGCUGCCCCCCAGCCUGUGGGGGAGCCCCCCAACAUCCCCUGACACCCCAACACUGCCCACUGACCCCCUGGGGAGCCCCCCGCUGCUCCCCACUGCCCCGCUGGUGAGUGCCCUGUAUCCCCCACUGCACCGGGACCCUUGGCCACCCCCUGUGCCCACUCACACCUCCCCCCCGUCCCCCCAGGGCCUCGAGAUCACCUCCACUAGCUCCCGCCUGCACUUCGUGUCUGCCACCCCCUCGGAGGCUCUGGCUGCCCACGGGGGCCACAUCCUGCCCGGAGAUGAGAUCGUGCAGGUCAACGAGCAAGUUGUGGUGGGCUGGACACGCGACAACCUGGAGAAGAAGCUGCUGGAGAAGGGGGGUGAGGUGACGCUGGUGCUGAAGAAGAUCCCCCUUCACCUGCCCGACUCGCCCCCCUCGCCCAGGCAGCAGCUCCCCGGAGCAUUUUCGGAUGCUGCGGAUUCCCCUGGUGCCAGGAGCAGCGAGUGCCCGGGCAGCCCUGUGUCCCUGAGCUCCAGCGCUGCUGCCGACUUGGACUCGGGGCCGGACUCUGUGCCAGACCCUGCAACAGAGGAAGAGGAGGGAGAGGACGAGCGGGACCCGAGGCUGCGUGGGGCGGACGUGGGGCAGCUGCCGGUGCUGCUUGGCUGCGGUGGGGAGGAAGAGGAGGCAGCGUGGGAGGGUGACACCUCGCUGGGCGCCCCCCCAGACACCCCACCGGACACCCCAACCUCCCUGAGCAACCCGCUGGACACCCCAUCCUCCCCAAGCACCCGCCCGGGCACCCCAUCCUCCCCAGGCGCCCUUGCUGCCGCCGGACCCUGCACCGCAGAGCUCAGCCCCACGUCAGCCCCCACCGCGGGGGCUGGGGGCGCAGAGCCCAGCGAGCUCACUGGGGAGGGCAGCCCCCAGAGGGGACGCAGAUCAAAAGGAGUGGCGACCCGGCUGAGCCGCCGGCGGGUCUCGUGCCGGGACCUGGGCCGGGUGGACUGCGAUGGCUGGCUCCUCAAGAAGAAGGACCACGUGGGCUUCAUGGCCCAGAAGUGGAAGCGCUGCUGGUUCGUGCUGAAGGGCCACACGCUCUACUGGUACAACCACCCCAACGAUGAGAAGGCUGUGGGACUCAUCAACGUGGCCACCUACGACCUGGAGAGCACGAGGGAGCAGAAGAAGAAAUACGUGUUCCAGCUCUCCCAUCAGAGGUACAAGCCCUUCGUCUUCGCCGCAGAGACGCUGGCGGAUUUGAGCAUGUGGGUCAGUCACCUGGUGACAGCCAAAAUGAAGUACACGCUGGCCCACCAGUCCGUCCCAGACAGGGAGGAAGACUGCUACAGCGAGACAGAAGCUGAGGACCCUGAUGAUGAGUUCCCCAGGCACGGAUGUGACUCGCCAAGGAAGAGGCCGCCAAAUGCCCCAGAGAAAGCCCAGCUGUUCGCAGCUGGGGAGCCGGGCAGCGCAGCCAGCAGCCCCCAGGGCAGCCCCCGGCCCUGCUCGCCCAUGGACUCUGCUGGGGAGGAUCUCGAGUGCCUGAUGCGGUGCUUGAAGCAGGGCGGGGUGUCCCUCAUGGGGCAGCAGCGGUUCCUGACGCAGGAGCAGUGCCGCAAGUCCUUCAUCCGCCGCAACAAGAACCCCCACAUCAACGAGAAGGUGCACACGGUGCGGGCCCUGCAGAGCACGCUCAAGGCAAAGCUGGAGGAGCUGCAGGCUCUGGAGCAGCUGCUGAGCGACGCCGCGCUCACCUCGGAGAAGUUCACGCGCUGGAAGGAUGAGCACCAGGAGCUGUACCAGGAGCUCCGGGAGUGCUGGGCAGGGCAGGGGGGCCAGGACAGCAAUGGGGGGCUUGGGGCCGAGCAGGGCCCCCCAAAAGAGCCGGCCGAACCCUGACACCCCGCUGGGACCUCUCUGACAUAAACCAUUGUCAAAAACCAUCCUAGUGCUGCGGGAACAAAGCAGGUGCUCUGCUCAUGCUGGGGUGGGUGCACGGGACGAGUUAUGAUAUUUUUGAGGACUCAGCCCCCAGAGCAGACUUGCCACAGGAGAAUUGGCUUCUGCUCCAUCCCCCAUCCCUGCGGUGGGACAUUGCAGUGACAGUCUUGCUUUGUUCAAGGAUGUUUUGCCUCAGCUGCCAACAAGGGCCUUUUCCUGCAGGAACGUGUCUCCAGCGCGGUGCCACCAGGGUCUCUUCUGCUGUAAAUAAAACUGUGUCCACGAGG